Molecule: messenger RNA, 1378 nt
Organism: Papaver somniferum (opium poppy)
Lineage: Eukaryota; Viridiplantae; Streptophyta; Magnoliopsida; Ranunculales; Papaveraceae
Product: probable RNA methyltransferase At5g51130
Exons: 10
Coding region: 288-1118 (276 amino acids)
Biological process (GO): snRNA modification
Molecular function (GO): snRNA binding; RNA methyltransferase activity; O-methyltransferase activity
Source: RefSeq, a predicted model, not a curated record
GAUCAAGACUUUUCUUACGGUCCAAAACCAAUAUAGAGCCACAGUGGUCGCCAAACUUAGCCAUUCCUAGUCCUUCAAUUUCUCUGUUUUUUUAAAUUCCUCUUUUGAAGCGGUAAAUCCCAUAAACCGCCGCCUCUUAAACCCUAACCGGCGACAGAGAAAGAGAUACAGGGAGAGGGAGAGGAAGAGGAAGAAGAUUUCUCUGCUCAGACUGUGAGGAUUUGGUGAAUAGUUGGAAUCACUUCCACUGCGAAAGUGAUAGAAUAUAAUCAAACAAACAGAGAGCGAUGGAAAACGAAGUAAAGGCUGGGGAAGGAAAGAAGAGAAAACGAAAAGAUAAAGAGGUGGCAAUCUUUGGUAAUUACAGACACUACUACGGCUAUCGUGUAUGUAAAGACAUGAAGGCUGAUCCACGAUUAAUGGUGCUGAAGAAGGAAUGGUUUGAAGAUAAAGAUUGUCUUGAUAUUGGUUGUAAUCAGGGAUUGAUUACUAUUGAAAUAGCAAAGACGUUUCACUGUCGAAGUAUUCUCGGUGUUGAUAUCGAUGCAAGUUUGGUAGAAAGUGCAUACUGGAAUCUUAAGAAAAUAGACAAAAUGGAAAGUGCUGGUUGCCCAUCUCCAGAUGUCUCUGAACCAGAGCAUUUAGAAAGGACACGGGAUCUAGAGCAUCAUGAUGCAGUCUCUGCUGAAGAGGGAAAACGGGAUCAUCGAAAAAGUCUGCUGGACAUAGUGUCUUUCCAGAAACAAAAUUUUGUUGAACAUUUCCGUAAACACUCCGACGAUGAGAAGUAUGAUGCUGUAACUUGUUUCAGUGUGACAAAAUGGAUCCAUCUGAACUGGGGUGAUGAGGGGUUGAUUACUUUGUUUCGAAAUAUCUGGAGACUUCUUAGACCGGGUGGUCUUCUUGUGCUAGAGCCUCAACCAUGGAAGUCAUACAAGAGCAACUACCAGGUGUCCGAGACUGCAACAUUAAAUUACCACAGUAUUGUGUUUCAUCCAUGCUUUUUCCAAGAGAUUCUUCUUGACAAGAUCGGGUUUAGGACAGUAGAGAGCUGUACUUCCAGUUUACCUUGCAGUGCCACUGGAUUUAACAGGCCGCUCUUCGCCUUCCGAAAGUGAAUUUUGAUAAACUACUUCAAUGGAAGAUAGAAAAACUUCAAUGGGGUAAAGUUCAUAGAAUUCCUGGGUGAUGAAGUAAAAACUAACCAUAUAUUUUGACUCUAUUGUGCUAUAGGAAACCUUCUGCAGAAAGACAAGUUUACAUGUGAUGAUUCCAAUAUACAUGUACUUGUGUGUUCUUUUGUAAUUUUUGGAUGAUGCCGAUAACUGUAAAACUGUAAGUUACAGCAUGAUAAUUUAAAAUAUGUUUUGCGGUUCUA